Molecule: messenger RNA, 717 nt
Organism: Closterium sp. NIES-65
Lineage: Eukaryota; Viridiplantae; Streptophyta; Zygnematophyceae; Desmidiales; Closteriaceae
Source: the annotation of a GenBank genome assembly
AUGCGCAGUGUCCGGGCAGCGGGUCUCGGCGUGGCGACAGCAUCGAAGCUGUCGUCGUCGUCGUGCACGUCGUCCAAGUCGCUCGCCUUGAAACCCCGCCAGGAUGCUUCCCGGACGGCAGGCCGGCAGCAUAGCAGGUUGGUUGUGGAGGCCAAGGGGAAGAAGAGCAACCAGAACUACGCGAGAAGACAACAGCAGCAGCAGCCCACCCCUCCGGAAUUCGACCCGUCAGACGACACCCCCCGCUUCGUCCUCUUCAUCAAGACUAAAGCGGUGAACCGGUGGUACCCACUGAGCGUGGUGACGGGCGGGACAGCUGCGAAAAUGAUGCUGGCAGUGAUGCGCAACGACCUUGGGAAGAAGCUGUAUGAGGGCACUCUCACUCGCAACAUUGCUGCUGUCGUGUACAAGGACGAGAAGGCGCUCCGCAACGCUGCCUUGAGACAAUACCCCAUGCUCAAGGGCGCGUCGGGCUACGACUACGGCUACAAAGUCAUGGAUCCCGCAAAUCCACGAGCAGCCAUGUACGGCUCAGAUGUCGUGAAGAUGCCGCCAGAGGCGGAGCUCAAGUCAGUGUUUGACAAGGCCAAGGAGUUUGUGGACGAUAAAUUCGGGAAUGCCAAGGAAGCCUUUGGCAAGCUCUCCUCCAUCGGCAGCCUAAGCCCGCCGGAAGAGGCGCCAAAAGCAUCGGAUGCCAACAAGACUGCACCCAAGUGA